AUGGAGAUGCCGAUCCCUUCCCCGUCCGCUGGCUCGCGCGACUCCCACGACCUGUCCUUGUCGCCCCGCGAUGUGACCCGUGACUCGCUCGUCACGAACAUGCUCUUGUCCCUGGACCAACUCUCCAUGGGACAGCAGCAGCAGCAGCAGCAGCAGCAGCAGCGACAUCCCCCACGCCGCCGACAACACCACCAUCACCAUCAUCAGCACGCCGAGCCCGCCGGCGUGGCCGCUGGCCGUGAUGCGUCGCCAUCGACCAAACGGCCCACAAGUUCGAAAGCGAAACUGACGAGCGGUCAGCACGUCCACCGUCGCAACGGUUCCCACGCCUCCGACUCGAGCCGUUUUUCCUCCACCCACCAGGGCACGCCUGCCUCCAGCAGCACCGUCCGCGAGAGCAAAAACAAGAGCGACAAGACGACCAACGGCAAAGGCGGCAAGAGUAGGGGCAGGAGAAAGAGCAAAACCAAGAGCAAGCAAGAACGAGACGCGACCUACCAUCAUCGGCCGACGACCCCGCCGCCUACCGCCUACAGACGAAGCGGCACCGACGUCGACGGGAGCAUCGACGGCGAGCAGCGCCCGGUGGCGGCGACGAUGCAGCCGCUCAUCACCUCGUCCCCCUUUCGCGUCGACUUCCCCAAAUACGACGACGACGACGACGACGACGACGACGACGACGACGACGACGACGACGGCACCUCGGCCCCGACCCCGACAGUCCCCAUCGGGCCACGCCGUGUCCCCUCCGACCUCGCCAUCUCCCUCAUCCCACCCCCUCCUCCGCCCAAGCCUAGCGCCUCGCAAACGACGGAACGCAGGCGUAGCACGAUCCGCUCGUUCAAGGACUCUCCCCGCCAGGGCAGGCGAGCCACGAGAGCGACUGCCAUGGCGAGCCCCGAGUUCGACUCGGCUCCUGCCCCGAGCGUCGGCUAUGGCAAGUCCAACGAGUCGGACGCGACGCCCGCCAAGGAGAGGCAAGGCUUCUUCCGCCGCGUCUUCGGCGGCGGCGCCUCCUCCAGGAACGCCGGCGGCAACCUGGCCACCUCUGGCGGCGCCGGCGGCAACGUCACCACCACCGGCAACGGCAGCGGCAGCAGCAACGCCGCCUCCUGCCCGCCACGCCUCGCUUCGUCCAGCCGCCCCGACAGGUCGCGCCAGCAGGGCCAAUCCGAUCCUGCGGCGGCUUCUUCGUCCCGGGAUGCGUCGUUGCAUUGCCAGCCGCCGCUGCAGAAGAAGUCCUCGACCGCCUCCUUCUUCCGCCGACGAAGGAAAGCCGACGCCGACGACGCACCCGCCACGCCGGCCAAGGACACGCCUCGCCGGCCACCUCCCUUCGAUCCCGUCGUCCUGCCGGCGCCCGAGGAGCAUCCGCCGUCGGCGCCGCGGAGCCCUGCCGCGAGCUUGCGGGACGCCAUGAGUCCUUACCUCACCGAUAGCCCUACGCCCACGGGAUCAAGCCUCGUCGGGCCCCCCUCGUCGGAGUCGCCGGCAGACGUCACCGGCAGCCCCGGCACGACGGCUGCGGCCCGCGACGGCUAUAGGAAGGACUUCUCUCCCGAGUACUCGCACGAGCUGAGCCCGAACGCACGCAUCCGCACCGUCCGUCCCGACACGGAAGCCGAACCGGUCGAGAAUCCGGAAACACCAUCGCGACCGGCCCCGGCACCGCCCACCCAAACGGCCGGGUCGAACAAGGAAAAGGUUUCCUUCCGCAAGGCUGACGGCGGCCUCGGCCUCAACCUUGACCUCGACGUCGACGCCGGCAGCGAGUUCGAAACGGAAGUCGAGGACAAACAUGGCACCUCGCGACGACGCCAGAGGGCGAGCGUGGCCCGUGACGGAGACAAGGACAAGGACGGCAAGAAAACGGCCAAGUUGCAGGAUGGCAAUGACGCGAGCGCCUUUCUUCAUCGCGGCAAGAAGUGCGCUUUGGUCUCGUCCGAGCCAACAGGUCACGAGCCCCUUCGGCCCAACCUCGUCCCGUCGAUGGAUGGCUCCAGCCUCGCCUCGAGCUCCACAGACGCAGGUUACCGAACGGCCCCAAGCGCCCCCCCGAGCGUCCGCGUCGACAGUGCCGGCGACCGCAGUCCCACGAUGCUGGGCACCCCCAAAUUGAUGAAGUCGUACGAAUCCCUCGACGAACCCGAGUGUGACGCCGGCGAGCCCACCGACGACGACCGCCAAAAGGCGCGAAGCGUCUUCGAUGGAUGCGAAGAUUUCGUCCCGAAACCCAAGGCCGCCGCCUGGUUGGGCGAGGAGGGCCCCGGCCGUCAACGAACGCUGCAGGCCUACAUGGAGCUGCACGACUUUACCGACCAGGGCGUCCUGGCCGCCAUGCGCAGCCUCUGCGGCCGGCUGGUCCUGCGCGCCGAGACGCAGCAGGUCGAUCGUAUCCUCGUGGCCUUCUCCAAGAGGUGGUGCGCCUGCAACCCGCGACACGGGUUCAAGGCGACCGAUGUCAUACACAUGAUUUGCUACUCCAUCAUGCUGCUCAACACGGACCUGCACCUCGCCGACAUCGAGCAGAAGAUGACGCGCAGCCAGUUCGUCAAGAACACCAUGACGACCAUCGCCCACGCCGCCCACGAGUCGGCGCCUGCCGCCGCCACCAACGGACGUCCCACCAUCCUUCCGGAGAAAUCGUCGCUGCUGAGCGGCGUGCAGGGGCGCUCGUCGCCCGACUACGACCGGUCCAGCCUUCGAUAUUCCUUCCGCCCUCUCGCACGUUCAGACCCCCACGGCGGCGACGUGGACGACUGCGGCCCGCUCGUCAAGGCGCCCUUUCACGGGUCCAUGCGAGCCUGGGAGGAGCAGGUCGAGGUCGUGCUGAAGAACAUCUACGCCUCCAUUCGCGACCAGCGUUUGCCGCUGUUUGGUGCCGAGGCCGAGAGGCAGGUCGUCUCGCCCACCCUCCCGCCGGGCAACCUGUCCGUCAUCUCGAUGCUGAGGAGGAGCCCGAGCGUCCUGAGCAAGGCGCCGUCGGAGACGCAGCUCUCGAGCCGCGGUCGGGUGACGGACGGAAGGGGCACGGCAUCCUCCCGAUGGACCUCCAAGAGCCGUUCGCGCCCCGGCCUCGGCCGCACCGGCCUCUCGUCGAGCCGCACGAGCUUCGACGACGGCAACUCCAUGUGGAGCCACACCAUGUCGACGGCCACCUGGAGUCGGUAUUCGCUGGGCCGGACCCAGGGAUCCAUGUCGCAAGACUCGUUCGCCUCCUCCGUACCCCGCGGCGACUAUAAGCAGUCGAUCGGCUUCGCCAACGCGCUGAGCCAGGCCAUCAUCCGCGACGAGGACGCCAGCGGCCACGAGCCGUCGUUCCCGGCCGCCGACGCGCCGCCGGCACCGUGUCUCGCGGACGAGUCGCUCGAGCUGGCCGGCCCGCCGUGGGUGAAGGAGGGCCUGGUCACGCACAAGCACCACCUCGACGGCGUCGGCAAGAAGGCCAAGGAACGCAACUGGAACGAAGUCUUCGCCGUCAUCCAGAAGGGGCAGAUGAGCCUGUUCUCCUUCACGUCCCACAAGUCGAUCCGUCAAAAGGGCCGCUCCCGGAACGGCGGGAAGCCGAGCGGUCCCGUCGGCGGCGGCAACUGGCAGGACAACGCGCUGAGCCUCGGCACCUUCAGCCUGCGCCUGACCCUGGCUUCGGCUCUUCCGCCGCCGGGGUACUCGAGGAUGAGACCUCACGUGUGGGCGCUGAGCCUGCCGACGGGUGCCGUCCACCUGUUCCAGGUGGGCACGCCCGAGAUAAUUCGAGAGUUCGUCACGACGGUGAACUACUGGAGCGCGCGCCUGAGCACCCACCCGCUCGUCGGCGGCAUCAGCAACAUCGAGUACGGCUGGAGCGAGUCGAUUGUAAGCAACGCAAGCGUCGGCGCUCCUGCCGACGACGAGCCGGCCUCGUCCCUCAACCCGAGCGCCGCGAGGAGCACGCGGCCUGGGAGCAGUGCAGCCCAGCACGGGAGAAGGUCGAGCGUGGCCAGCAGCUUCCGAGCGAGCAGUUUCGACCAGGUGGCCGGGUCGCUGACCCACAGCGGCAGUCGCGGCAAGCUGCCCGGAGAUCGCAUCUACAUCGCUGAAUGGGCGCCGCCGACGCAGAGCAUGCGUCCGAGCAGCGCAACGGAAGCGGCCCAGCUCGAGAAGCUGACGGUGUAUGUGAAGAGGAUCGAGGAGGACCUGCAGGCUCACAACCAGCUCCGGAGUCGGAUGCUCCUGGCCUUCACACCGAGGGGGCAGAACGCGAGCAAGGCCAUGGCCAACUGGGAGCGCAAGAGCGCAUACCUUUUGCGAGAGAUUGUCAAGUUCCGAACCUACGUCGACUGCCUCCAGCAGGCGGAGGCGAGGAAGCAGAGGGUGUACACCGAACGAGACCUUGAGCGCGGCGCGGCGAGGGGUGAUGACAGCGACGAUGAAAUGGCUGCUGGUGGCGUCGACGGCGACGACGAGGAAGAUGGCGACGAGACGCUCAGGCCAUGA
Drechmeria coniospora is the source of this 4476-nucleotide messenger RNA. RefSeq names its product Sec7 domain-containing protein. Gene Ontology annotation, biological process: regulation of ARF protein signal transduction. The transcript is spliced from 2 exons. Gene Ontology annotation, molecular function: guanyl-nucleotide exchange factor activity. NCBI's taxonomy places the organism in Eukaryota, Fungi, Ascomycota, Sordariomycetes, Hypocreales, Ophiocordycipitaceae. The record is from RefSeq and is a predicted model, not a curated record. Bases 1 to 4476 code for a protein of 1491 amino acids.